Cladocopium goreaui is the source of this 3732-nucleotide messenger RNA. The record is from the annotation of a GenBank genome assembly. Lineage: Eukaryota; Dinophyceae; Suessiales; Symbiodiniaceae.
AUGAUGACGAAUCAGAAGAUUACCAGAACCAGUGAUGGAAUUCCCCAAUAUGAUGGAAGUCCAGAACUACUUCCUCUUUACCGAGAAGAGGCGCUGCAAUACUGGAUGUCCUUUGAGCAUCACAAACGAUAUCUUGCUGGACCGAGACUAGUGAAGGAGUUGUCAGGUGUUGCCAAAGUGGCAAUUCGCACACAGACCCUGAAGGAUCCCCAAUGGCUUGCUCACCCUAGGGGCGUGUAUCAGCUGUUGGGGUACUUGGAGCAAACCUUGUCUAAACCGAGUCUCGUUGAGGCUAGCCGUUUCGUCAUGAAGUUCUUCUACAACAUGGGAAGAGCCAAAGGCGAAACAAUGACUAGCUGGGUGACACGACAUGCCGAAGCUCUUUGGGAAGCGUCACAGGCACUCCGGAAGGUUCAGAGAGAAUAUGGUGGUGAAGGGACUGGGAAAACCCAGAGAGCCAAGGACGCCUGGGAGUAUGACUACUACCAGGCUCCCUCUGAGGCUAACUCAGGUCCUUUCCGAGAUGAUGGGAAGCUCGACGAAGAAGACGAGGAGGCUUCUGAUAGCUGGAAGGACUGGGGAAGCUCAUGGCAGGGAGGGUGGUCUGACAAGACUUGGAAGUCCAAGGCCUAUGACCCCCCAGCCGAUUGGGACGUCAGCGAUGAGAUCUUCAUCCCGGAGUUCUUGGCAGGUUUCUUACUUCUCCAUCGAUCAGGUCUGGAUGUGAAUGAGAAGGGCAACGUGUUAGCAGCGAUCAGAGGUGAGUUUUCCACCCGGUCAGUGGGUAGAGCUCUACGUGAACAAUGGUCAGACUAUGACUUAGCCAAGCGAGACAAACUCAAGGGUGGCACCGCUUUGAUGGCGGAGGUUGACCAUGAUGAUGAGUUAGAAGCUCUGCUUGCUGACGACCAGGACCAAGAGUUUGAACUACUGGGUCACGACGAGAAGGAAGCUUUCCUUGUGGAACAAGAACGGAUUGAAGAAGCCUAUGCGGCCAUUCAGCAACAGAAGGCCACUCUCAAGGAAGCUAGGUGGAAACAACGACAGAUUCGUCUGGGUCGAAACUUUUCCCCCCCGAAGCCGUACGUCAAGGGCAGCAGCUCCACAACAAGUUCAGCUUCCAGUGCUCGAACACCUCUCCAAUGCUUCAAAUGCAAAGGUCCUCACAAGCUGGCUGAUUGCCCUCUUCGUGGCAAGGAAGCCAGAAUCGCCGAGGAGGCGGCAGAGAUUGCCUUUGUGACUUACCCGGAGAAUGUGGAGGCCUACGCUGGGUGGACUGAAGAGGAAUCCCAUGUGGUGCAUUCACAAUUCCCACCUUGCAUGGGGGUGAUUGAUUCAGGCGCUACUGCGUCACUUGGAUCUGCUGAGGCUUUGGAGAAGAUCAUGGCACAGAACUUGUUGACCAGUGGCAACAGUCACAUGACCAUUGACACUGACCACAAGCCAGUGUUCAAGUUUGGGAACGGAGCCCGACGUCAAUGCAUUUCCACUGUCAAGAUGAGAAUGGCAGCAGGAGACAAAGAUGGGAACAUGGAGAUCCAUGUGCACGACACACCCGGGCAGCCUAUCCUAGUAUCAAGGAGGGCACUUAGAUCACUAGGAGCUGUGCUGGACUUCGCAGAGAACAAGAUCAUCUACAAGAAAGUGGACCCAAAGGUGGUGGUGGACCUUGAAGAGGAGGUGAAGAAAUCUGGUGAUGAGGAGAAGGAAAAGGAACAGGUGAUCAUGCCAUACACCACCCGUGCCGAGUGGGUUGCCAAACUGGAGAAGGCCGGCACCAAAGUGCCGAAGCACUGGACCAUACUUCAGAUGCAGGCACACUGGGAGGAGAUCCAAGACCAGAUGGGCCCCACACCACAGGAGCUCCAAUAUCAACAGUUGAUGAAAGACCUCAAAGUGGCGUCCAAGAAGAAGGCAGAGAUCUCUCAGUAUGUCCAGAAUCUAGGUGGCCAGAUCCGGGGCAACAUGACCAUUGCUCAGCUCUAUGGAAUGGGGGAACAGAUCAUCACCGAACAAUUCCCACUAACCGAGAAGGAGAUCGUGGGCUUUGGACGUCACGGACACAUGACCUACGGGGAGGUGGCGGAAACCGUGCCGGGCUACCUGGGAUGGGUGAUUACCACUGCCCAGGAGAAUCCCGUCGAGUCAUGCUGGCGACUGCGCCGUUUGGCGGCCUGGGCCCAGCAACACAAGCACGAGAAAGACAUGACCACCUACAAGAAACCUUUCGACAUCAAGGAGACAGAAGACAAACUCUCAGACAUCAGCCCGUCCAUGGGGAGCUUCACGAAGAUCACCAGCAAGGGCAGCACCACGGGAGCUCAGUCAGAGACUGUGGGAUCCAAGGACCAAGAGAUUAUGGCCCUGAAGGCACAGAUCGAGCAACUCGAAAAGGAGAAGGAGGAGGCAGCUCCCAAGCAUUCCAAGAACCGGAAGGAGAUGUUGAACCGUCGCAAUGAACAUCAGAUCCAGAACCUUGAGACCAAACAACAGCAAGCUAGGCUACAAUACAAGGGUGCCAUGGAAGUAGCAAGAUAUGCCAAACGUCAUGGAACACAAGUGCAUUGGGAAUUUUCUGAGCGAUCCGAAGCAUGGCAAUUACCUGAAGUACAACGAUUCUUGGAAGAGCUUCGAUUAGAAAAGGUGACAUGUCAUGGCUGCGCAGUGGGUUUGAGGACCAAGGACAAGACCUUGCAAGAGCUCAACAAGGAGGAGACGGCGAUGCCGGCCGAAGAGGAAAAGGCUGAGGAUGACAUGCGGGAGGGUGAGGACUUUGCAGAGGGGGAGAAAGAGGAGAUCGAGAAGACAAAGAAGAAAUUUCAUUUUCUGAUGAUGGUGGAUGAAGGAAGCCGUUUUAGCGAACAUGGCAUUGAACUGCAACCUAUUCCUGCGGAAGCUCACUGGCAAAUCAGUUUAGUGGAGGGGGCAAUCAAAACCACCAAGGGGAUGAUGGAGACCUUAUCCGCAGAAUAUCCGGAUAUGCCACCUGCUGAACUUCUAGGUGAUUUGGUCUUCUACUGGUGCAACCAGGUGCCACUCAAGGAGAAAACGACCCAACACGUUGGCCGUUUCCUGGGUCCAGCAAGAGUUAUUGCCACCGAAACCCGAAGAGAUGAACAAGGUAGGCGUGCCUAUGUCGAUAUUUCACAUGAAACUCCAACAGACGAACAAUGGGAAGCAGCGCAACAAUUUCAUCACCAAGAACCUGGCGGCGAAGAAGCGAUUCCUACAACGCGAAAGGCCAAGAAAACUACACUGGAAAGACCUGAUGGGAAGAAACGAACUGUGGACGCGAGAAAAGGCAAACGCGACAUUGCGACCGUACAGGACACCCCUGUAGGAACUUCAUCCAGCAGCAGCAGUCGGGCAAGACCUAGGAACACACUCAACGAGUAUGACGAGGAUUUACAUUGUGAAUAUUCUUCUUUCUAUGCUGAAGAACAACAUUGCAAGGCCGUGGAGAUUGAGUGGGACCUUCCAACUUCAAAGAGGGGACUUAGGAAAUUUGUGGAACACCCAGAAGCGUAUGUCGCCUCUCAAAUCAAACGCCGUCAAGUAGAGGUACGCGAACGAACCCUGACCCCGGAGGAGGCCAUUCAAUUCACCAAGGCAAAACAUACUGAGGACAGCACUGAAGGAAUUUUCAUUGGCAUGACAGACUCCAAAUUGCGACAAGGCCAAGAAACUGAUGAACCUAUACGACAAGAUGAACAGGGCAACACCGGUGAUUAA